GCACUAAGUGGACUUUGCCUGCUGAGCAAAGACACAGUUUAUUUGAGGUUCUGCAGACUGUCGGUGCUGUUUCAGUCCCAGAGGAAAGAUGACCCACCCCAGGGAAUCUUUGCAUGGCUGUUUAGUUUAUGUAGCAGUGUUGUGUGGACUCCGUGUCGCUGCAGGAGGCCCUGUGGAUCUGACACUCGGACAUCGGACUACAGCUGGACAGCAGGGGAGUGCUGUUCUUUUUUUUGCGGCAUAUCAGGGACAGCUGAGAGAAGUCCUGUUUGACCCGAUCAUUUUCAACCAGGUGAUGGUGAACCAAGGAUCUGCUUAUGACAAUCACACAGGUGUAUUCACCGCACCGUUCGCUGGUGUCUACCAGUUCGUAUUUGCUGCACAGCUCUGCCGUGGGGACCACAACAACAACUGGUACUUCAUGACUAACGGGCACCAGAGAAUGUUAUGUCAUGCUCAGAUGUCUGGAGGGGACACAAGCCUGAACACCUGUUUCUACAUGGAGGAACUAAAGAAAGGGGACCAGGUGUGGGUGAAGCAAAAAGUGGGAGGCUGUGCCUGGGCGAACUCCAACUCAAAAACAAUCACAUUCUCUGGCGUCCUGCUGGCUAAGGAGGGCAUAUCCAUGCUGGGGGGGGGGUUAGACCCCCGACGCUCCUGCCCUCCAUUCAGCCGGAGCAGCUCAGUGGUCAGGUCGUCUGGUCGGACCGUCGUGCCAAUGUGGACGGGUGUGUCCAUCAUCCUACCACUCUGCUUCUUCUUUUUAUAAUUUUGGUUAAAACAUGACUUGUAUUUCAUUUGGGCUAAUAUGAUUCUCUUACAAAGUUGAUAACCCUCUACCUUGUUUGCUGGUGUCCGAUUUUGUGUCUGCCAUUGAUUUGCCGCGGGGACGAAUGGUGGAAAUUAGCUUAUAGCUAUAACCAUGCAUAUUUACACUUGUGUUCAUCAAUAUGUACAGUCCCUGUUAACAAAUAAAUAAAUUG
Cololabis saira (Pacific saury) is the source of this 983-nucleotide messenger RNA. RefSeq names its product multimerin-2-like. The coding region runs from base 89 to 769 and encodes 226 amino acids. Gene Ontology annotation, molecular function: protein binding. Lineage: Eukaryota; Metazoa; Chordata; Actinopteri; Beloniformes; Belonidae. The record is from RefSeq and is a predicted model, not a curated record. The transcript has 5 exons.